Molecule: messenger RNA, 4129 nt
Organism: Propithecus coquereli (Coquerel's sifaka)
Lineage: Eukaryota; Metazoa; Chordata; Mammalia; Primates; Indriidae
Gene: OPLAH
Product: 5-oxoprolinase (ATP-hydrolysing)
Exons: 27
Coding region: 204-4070 (1288 amino acids)
Biological process (GO): glutathione metabolic process
Cellular component (GO): cytosol
Molecular function (GO): 5-oxoprolinase (ATP-hydrolyzing) activity
Source: RefSeq, a predicted model, not a curated record
UGCGGCUCACUCUCCUGCCCACCCCGACCCCGUGCCUCUUCGUGCUGGAGGAGCCAGGACCGCCGGCGGCCUCUAGGGUCCAGCGGCGCCUCCGCCUGCGAAGCGCCUGCUCCCCGGUUUCUUCCGCAACCCAGGAACACUGAGAAGUGGUUCUCCCGGGGCUACCAGCUGAAGAGCUGCUACUGGGCACAGGCCCCACCAUCAUGGGCACCCCAGAGGGCCGCUUCCACUUUGCCAUCGACCGUGGAGGCACCUUCACAGACGUCUUUGCCCAGUGCCCUGGUGGGCACGUGCGGGUCUUGAAACUGCUCUCAGAGGAUCCUGCUAACUAUGCAGACGCACCUACUGAGGGCAUCCGCCGCAUUCUGGAGCAGGAGGGGGGCAUGCCACUGCCCCGGGACCGGCCGCUGGACACCAGCCGCAUUGCCAGCAUCCGCAUGGGCACUACAGUGGCCACCAAUGCACUGCUGGAGCGGCGGGGGGAACGGGUGGCACUGCUGGUGACACGCGGCUUCCGAGACCUUCUGCACAUUGGCACCCAGGCCCGUGAGGACCUCUUUGACCUGGCCGUGCCCAUGCCUGAGGUGCUGUAUGAGGAGGUGCUGGAGGUAGAUGAGCGCGUGGUGCUGUAUCGAGGGGAGCCAGGCGCCGGGACGCCCGUCAAAGGCCGCACAGGGGACCUGCUGGAAGUGCAGCGGCCGGUGGACCUGGGGGCCCUGCGUGGGAAGCUGGAAGGGCUCCUAUCUCGAGGCAUCCGCAGCCUGGCUGUGGUGCUCAUGCACUCGUACACGUGGACACAGCACGAGCAGCAGGUGGGUGCACUGGCCCAGGAGCUGGGCUUCACUCAUGUGUCCCUGUCCUCUGAGGCCAUGCCCAUGGUGCGCAUCGUUCCUCGGGGGCACACGGCCUGCGCCGAUGCCUAUCUCACGCCCACUAUCCAGCGCUAUGUGCAGGGCUUCCGCCGAGGCUUCCAGGGCCAGCUCAAGGAUGUGCAGGUGCUGUUCAUGCGCUCUGAUGGCGGCCUGGUGCCCAUGGACACCUUCAGCGGCUCCCGUGCUGUGCUCUCAGGCCCCGCUGGUGGUGUAGUUGGCUACUCAGCCACCACUUACCAGGUGGAGGGUGGCCAACCUGUCAUCGGCUUUGACAUGGGAGGCACAUCCACGGAUGUGAGCCGCUAUGCUGGGGAAUUUGAACAUGUCUUUGAGGCCAGCACAGCUGGUGUCACCCUCCAGGCUCCUCAGCUGGACAUCAACACAGUGGCCGCUGGGGGAGGCUCCCGUCUCUUCUUCAGGUCUGGCCUCUUUGUGGUUGGGCCCGAGUCAGCAGGAGCUCACCCAGGCCCUGCUUGCUACCGCAAAGGGGGCCCUGCAACAGUGACGGAUGCUAAUCUGGUCCUGGGUCGCCUGCUGCCUGCCUCCUUCCCCUGCAUUUUUGGGCCGGGCGAGGAUCAGCCGCUAUCCCCCGAGGCCUCCCGUAAGGCCCUGGAGGCUGUGGCCACUGAGGUUAACAGCUUUCUGACCAACGGGCCCUGCCUGGCCUCCCCGCUGAGCCUGGAGGAGGUGGCCAUGGGGUUUGUGCGUGUGGCCAACGAGGCCAUGUGCCGGCCCAUCCGUGCACUCACGCAGGCACGAGGCCAUGAUCCCUCAGCCCAUGUGCUGGCCUGCUUCGGGGGAGCUGGUGGGCAGCAUGCUUGUGCCAUUGCUCGGGCCCUAGGCAUGGACACAGUGCACAUCCACAGGCAUAGUGGGCUGCUGUCGGCACUGGGCCUGGCCCUGGCAGACGUGGUGCAUGAGGCACAGGAGCCCUGUGCCCUGUCCUAUGCACCUGAGACCUUCGUGCAGCUGGACCAGAGGUUGAGCCGCCUGGAGGAGCAGUGUGUGGAUGCCCUACGGGCCCAGGGCUUUUCCAGGUCCCAGAUCAGCACUGAGAGUUUCCUGCACCUGCGCUACCAGGGCACGGAUUGUGCCCUAAUGGUAUCUGCCCACCAGCACCCGGCCACAGCCCGCUCACCCCGGGCUGGCGACUUCGGGGCAGCCUUCGUGGAGAGGUACAUGAGGGAGUUUGGCUUUGUCAUCCCUGAGCGGCCAGUGGUGGUGGACGACGUGAGGGUGAGGGGCACUGGUCACAGCAGGCUUCGCCUUGAGGACACCCCUAAAGUCCAGACUGGACCUCCCCGGGUAGACAAGAUGACCCAGUGCUACUUUGAGGGGGGCUACCAGGAAACCCCUGUGUACCUAUUAGGAGAGCUGGGCUAUGGGCACAAGCUUCAGGGGCCCUGCCUCAUCAUCGACAGCAACAGCACCAUCCUGGUGGAGCCAGGUUGCCAGGCAGAGGUGACUGAGACAGGAGACAUCCGCAUCUCUGUGGGGGCCGAAGCCUCCGGCACAGUGGGCACUCAGGUUGACCCCAUCCAGCUGUCCAUCUUCUCACACCGUUUCAUGAGCAUUGCUGAGCAGAUGGGCCGUAUCCUGCAGCGCACAGCCAUCUCCACCAACAUCAAGGAGCGCCUUGACUUCUCCUGUGCCCUCUUUGGGCCUGACGGGGGGCUGGUCUCCAAUGCUCCCCACAUCCCUGUGCAUCUUGGUGCCAUGCAGGAGACUGUGCAGUUCCAGAUCCAGCACUUGGGUGCUGACCUCCACCCUGGUGAUGUGUUGCUGAGUAACCACCCCAGUGCAGGGGGCAGCCAUCUUCCAGAUCUGACUGUCAUCACACCGGUGUUUUGGCCAGGUCAGACACGGCCUGUGUUCUAUGUGGCCAGCCGAGGGCACCACGCAGACAUUGGGGGCAUUACCCCAGGUUCCAUGCCCCCCCACUCCACCUCGCUGCAGCAGGAGGGGGCCGUCUUCCUGUCUUUCAAACUUGUCCAGGGGGGCGUCUUCCAGGAGGAGGCGGUGACUGAGGCCCUGCGUGCACCAGGCAAGAUCCCUAGCUGUAGUGGAACCAGGAAUCUGCAUGACAACCUGUCAGAUCUUCGUGCCCAGGUGGCAGCCAACCAGAAGGGCAUCCAGUUGGUGGGGGAGCUCAUCGGGCAGUAUGGUCUGGACGUGGUGCAGGCUUACAUGGGCCAUAUUCAGGCAAACGCUGAGUUGGCAGUUCGUGACAUGCUGAGGACCUUUGGAAGUUCCCGGCAGGCCCAGGGCCUGCCCCUGGAGGUGUCUGCAGAGGACCACAUGGACGACGGUUCCCCCAUCCACCUCCGUGUGCAGAUCAACCCGAGUCAGGGCAGUGCCGUGUUUGACUUCAGCAGCACUGGGCCUGAGGUAUUUGGCAACCUCAACGCACCUCGGGCCAUAACGCUGUCCGCCCUCAUCUACUGCUUACGCUGCCUAGUAGGCCGGGACAUCCCGCUCAACCAGGGCUGCCUGGCACCAGUGCGGGUGGUGAUUCCCAGAGGUUCCAUCCUGGACCCCUCCCCUGAGGCGGCGGUGGUGGGCGGCAAUGUGCUCACGUCGCAGCGUGUGGUAGACGUCAUCCUGAGGGCCUUUGGAGCCUGCGCAGCUUCCCAGGGCUGCAUGAACAACGUGACCCUGGGCAACGCCCACAUGGGCUACUAUGAGACAGUGGCAGGCGGCACAGGCGCGGGCCCUGGCUGGCACGGGCGCAGUGGUGUGCACAGCCACAUGACCAACACGCGCAUCACCGACCCUGAGAUCCUGGAGAGCCGGUACCCGGUCAUCCUGCGCCGCUUCGAGCUGAGGUCGGGCUCUGGGGGCCGAGGCCGCUUCCGGGGCGGUGACGGUGUGAUCCGAGAGCUGCUUUUCCGCGAAGAGGCUCUCCUGUCGGUGCUGACCGAGCGCCGUGCCUUCCGGCCUUACGGCCUCCACGGGGGCGAGUCUGGUGCCCGCGGCCUAAACCUGCUGAUCCGUAAGGAUGGCCGGGCAGUGAAUCUGGGUGGGAAGACGUCGGUGCCCGUGUACCCGGGGGAUGUAUUCUGCCUCCACACGCCCGGUGGCGGGGGCUACGGGGACCCGGAGGACCCGGCCCCAUCGCUGGGGUCGCCCCCGCAACCCCUGGCCUUCCCGCAGCGCGGCAGCGUCUAUGAUUACCGCCGGGCCCAGGAGGCUGUGUGAGAGCCUCCACAAUAAAGAUCCCUUCAGUCGCCCGGUUCUCAGGGCGCGGCUACCGGGCC